GAGGAAGCCGAGCAAACAUCUCUAAGUCGGGAUCCAUCGACUUCUAUCAUCCACAAACGGUUGAACGCUCCGCCAAGUCGCCGAUUCUCUUCGCGGUUUCAUCCUCCGUCAGACGCCAACACGCAGCACAUCAGCAGCACCGCAGCACGCCUCUUCAGUCGUCAACUACUCACAUCACUCCCGUCGCUCAGUCGCCUGCUCUCAGCCACUCAACCUUCAGCGGCUCAGUCAAUCGGCGCUUCCCUCAAUUUUCACAUCCAACCAUUCAUAGUCCCGAUCCACCCCUUGGUUCAGUCCCAUCAAAUCAAGUCCCCCCAUUCAUCUCUAAUCAGGUGGCUUGAUAAAUUUGUUCUUAUUAAGAAAUGGAAGAAGUAGAAUCUGUAUUCAACGCAGCAAUUUAUCCAUGUUGGGAAGAUAUUGAACUCGCCGAAAGUUACCUUGUGUGCUGUAUGUAUCAUGAUGCAGCAUCUUUAUCCCACUCUGUACUGAAGCGCUUGCUAGAAAGUAUUAGUUCUGACAAUAGCAUACCCAAUCAUGAGACCGUGGAGAGCAAUGAUGAGUUGGAUGAUAUGUUACAGUCAGCUGGAAUGGUCUUUGUUCAGUCCUUGAAUCAACUUGGAAGGGCAUCGGAAGUACUGAAGGAACUUAAGUUGUUGUUUGGUUCAGUCACUGCCAUCCCUUUUCAAGUCUUCUUUACUGGAAGGUGACGCUGAACCUUUUUGGACAGGGCAUGUUUCCAAAUACCUGGCAGCAUUUCUUCUGAUUUUCAAGAAGUUCUUGAUGAAUUUCUUAGCAAGUGGAAAUACAUGGAGGCAAAUUAUUAUGCUUCUGGAAGUGUUGAAGGUGACAUUGCUCAUGGAGAGAGCUUCAGUAAGCAGCAUGUGUUGGGAGUUGAUGAAUAUGUGAAAGUUGUUGAGCUCUAUGUCAUAACAUUUCUUGAAAGGACUAUGAAGAAUGUUGAUCUCGCAAUCUCAUGGGUUGAGAAAGCAGGUUUACCUGAGGAAAAGUGUCAGAAUCUGUUGAGACAAUUAUACUCCAUGAACACUUCUAAACUCGGCAGUUCAUCAGAGUUCAAUGCAUCACUAUUGCAAAUAGAUGAACACGUGCCUCAAUCUUCUUCCAUAAAGGACGAAAAAACUGGUUCUGCUAACAAUCUGGAGAAUAAUUCAAAACAAAAGCUUAUUGAAAUGUACAAAAAGAGAGGAUCCUUUUGGUGGUUCCGCACCAUAAGUUUGAAGUUUAGGAGUACUCGAUUCGUCAUAUCAAAUGGAAAUAUUUUCCUAUGCUGUUUAGCUCUUAUCUUAUUUCAUCUCAUGAGGAGGAAGUCAAAUUUUAAGAGCAUUCUUAUAAAACAAGCUUCAUCCGUGAAGAAGGCUUUGGGUGAUCUUUGGGAACUUGCCUUUUCAUACCAGGUGAACCCACUUGCUGCAGUUGCUGGAGUUCAAUCGCUCCCGAGUUCAGCGCAUGGAGCCCGCUGAUGUCGCUACCAUUUUCUGCCGUAUCAUUAUCUUAACAUACAAUAUAGGAGGCACAACAAACAUACCGUGUAUCUUGAACAAAUAAUAUUACAUCAGAUUUUGUGGAGUAGUUCAAGUGGAGAUUAUUAACAUAUGAGAUAAAGGCCAUUUCGUGAAAUUCCUGAUUUUCGGAGUAACAAGGAAGUUGUCAAUCAGAUGAUCCACCCCACUUAUUUAGAUUCAUAAUACCAACUGCCACUGAAUAUGGCGAAUCAAAUUAUCUAUCUAGGUUCAUCCCCAUCCAGAGUACUAGACUACUGGUCAUGUGCAAAAUGUUGUAUGUAUAGUUAAAAACCACAUUUUUAUGCCAAUUGUUACUCUUGCUACCCAUGACAUUAGAAUAUUAGAUGUACCUUGAUUUGGUCACACAUACUUGUGUUACUUUGAUGAAUUCAAUCUUUAUUCUUGAAUUAUCUUGUUUUUCUCGAUAUGUUAAUGAGAGUUUGUCUGGG
Cuscuta europaea is the source of this 1969-nucleotide messenger RNA. The record is from the annotation of a GenBank genome assembly. Lineage: Eukaryota; Viridiplantae; Streptophyta; Magnoliopsida; Solanales; Convolvulaceae.